CCCCUAGUGGCAGGGGUUUUGCAUUUGCUUGGUCUCGUCUGUAACUUCAUUUCAUUCUUCUCUUUAGCCAUGACGAAGUUCCGAAAGCUCGGCCGCCCUACGGGGCAUCGAAUGUCGAUGCUCAGGACAAUGGUUUCGCAGCUGGUAAAACAUGAACGUAUCGAAACUACGGUUGCAAAAGCGAAAGAAAUUAGGCGACUUGCUGAUAACAUGGUGCAGCUUGGGAAGGAGGGUUCUCUUUGUGCUGCCAGGUGUGCUGCUGCUUUUGUGCGGGGGGAUGAUGUCCUUCACAAGCUAUUUACUGAACUGGCAUAUCGCUACAAAGACAGAGCAGGUGGGUAUACAAGGCUACUUCGAACUCGAAUACGAGUUGGUGAUGCUGCAGAAAUGGCCUAUAUUGAGUUCAUAGACAGAGAGAAUGAACUUAGGCAGUCGAAACCAGCAACCCCUCAACCACCACCGAGGGCCCCCUUGGAUCCUUGGACAAGGUCUCGCCUAAGCAAGCAGUUGGCACCUCCUAAAGAGGAUUCAAGUUCUCAUUCUGAUGCUUAAACUAGAUCCUGUAACUGUGUUUCUUAAUUAUUAUUGCAUGUAUCAGUUGAUUUCAUGCUAUACCAUCAAACUUCAUUUUCAUAGCAUUCAAGCUCAAUGAAUUUUUGGAACUAUCAUCAAGCUUCA
Nelumbo nucifera (sacred lotus) is the source of this 678-nucleotide messenger RNA. RefSeq lists its product as uncharacterized. Gene Ontology annotation, biological process: translation. The record is from RefSeq and is a predicted model, not a curated record. Gene Ontology annotation, molecular function: structural constituent of ribosome. Gene Ontology annotation, cellular component: ribosome; cytosolic large ribosomal subunit. Lineage: Eukaryota; Viridiplantae; Streptophyta; Magnoliopsida; Proteales; Nelumbonaceae.